CUUACUUCCCCUCAAGUCUCGUUAAGAGUUCUCCACUGUUAUCGCGUUAUCUUCGUUGAGGCCCACCGUUAUUAAUAACCGUAAACAUACAUCCAUGAUGAGUUAUUCAGAAAAGACUGAAGAUAUUACAAAGGAGGAAUGGAUGGAUAAACUGAAUAAUGUGCACAUUCAGAGGGCAGAUAUGAAUAGGCUCAUCAUGAACUAUCUAGUAACAGAGGGAUUUAAAGAGGCUGCAGAGAAGUUUCGUAUGGAAUCUGGGAUUGAGCCGAAUGUGGACCUAGACUCUCUGGAUGAGAGGAUAAAGAUCAGGGAAAUGGUUUUGAAAGGUCAGAUCCAGGAAGCCAUUGCUCUCAUUAACAGCCUCCACCCUGAUCUCCUCGACACCAAUCGAUACCUUUACUUUCACCUUCAGCAGCAGCAUCUGAUUGAGCUCAUCCGUCUGCGGGAGACUGAGGCGGCGCUGGAGUUUGCGCAGUCACAGCUCGCCGAACAGGGAGAGGAGAGCAGAGAAUGCCUUACUGAGAUGGAGCGAACCCUGGCACUGCUUGCCUUCGACAACCCUGAAGAAUCACCGUUUGGAGACCUGCUCAACAUGAUGCAGAGGCAGAAGGUGUGGAGCGAGGUGAACCAGGCUGUUCUAGACUUUGAGAACAGAGAAUCUACUCCAAAAUUAGCAAAGCUGCUGAAGCUUUUACUGUGGGCUCAGAACGAACUGGACCAGAAAAAAGUGAAAUACUCCAGAAUGACAGACCUCAGCAAGGGCACCAUUGAGGACCCCAAGUAGAGACUCUAAUCCACAUGGACACAUUUGAAUUGUCUUAUUUAUGAACAGUCAGUGACUGCAUAGCAAAUAUAAAUCUAUAUCUAAUGUUGUUGUUUUUCUUGAUGCCUCUAUAAAAAAGUAACUUAAGCAACAGUAUAUGAUUUUAUUUCAAACAAAACUGUAAACCUAAAUUUGUAUUGUAAUCUACCAUUUACUAUGCUGGUAGCCUAUUUUCUGAAGAACGUAAUAUUCCUAUGGUACUGUUUUUACUCAUUUUCAGUUUGUCACAUGGGUUUUGUAAUUUUUAUUUAUAUUUUAUGUCAACCUCUUCACUGGUUUCACAUACAGUACAGUAUGUCCUCAUGCUUAUAUUAGGCUGCUUUUAUGGGAAAUAUUAGCUCCUGGAUGGAAAGAAAAAGACUGAUAUAAUAUAACUAUCUUUUUUGUGGAUCUGACAACUUCAUUUUUUAUUUAUGAGAAGCUGCAGAUGCUGAUAAUGUGAGUUAAGUGUUGAGUUUUAGACCAACAUUAAAUAAGCUAUUUUAAUUGUAAAACAACAAAUAUUGUCAUUACAGACUUAAAGCCUUAUGUUUAUGAUUUUUGUCUUUCGCUUUUGUUCACAUUUUGUACUGCCUGUUUGGGAUAAAGUUGAUUUCACAGUA
Carassius carassius (crucian carp) is the source of this 1425-nucleotide messenger RNA. RefSeq names its product GID complex subunit 8 homolog a (S. cerevisiae) (gene gid8a). Gene Ontology annotation, cellular component: cytoplasm; nucleus. The record is from RefSeq and is a predicted model, not a curated record. Gene Ontology annotation, biological process: positive regulation of canonical Wnt signaling pathway; proteasome-mediated ubiquitin-dependent protein catabolic process. Gene Ontology annotation, molecular function: protein binding. Lineage: Eukaryota; Metazoa; Chordata; Actinopteri; Cypriniformes; Cyprinidae. Bases 95 to 784 code for a protein of 229 amino acids. The transcript is spliced from 5 exons.